Messenger RNA from Engraulis encrasicolus (European anchovy), 3969 nucleotides. RefSeq names its product DEAH (Asp-Glu-Ala-His) box polypeptide 16 (gene dhx16). NCBI's taxonomy places the organism in Eukaryota, Metazoa, Chordata, Actinopteri, Clupeiformes, Engraulidae. The coding region runs from base 278 to 3448 and encodes 1056 amino acids. Gene Ontology annotation, cellular component: intracellular anatomical structure; catalytic step 2 spliceosome. Gene Ontology annotation, molecular function: helicase activity; ATP binding; RNA binding. The record is from RefSeq and is a predicted model, not a curated record. The transcript is spliced from 22 exons.
CGUGGGAACGACGGGCAUGCUACUCGCAGUCAAUAAUAUAAGCUCAGUAAUCAGAUAGUUAUCAAACAUUUCCGUUAUUCAUGUAUAUUUCUUUUACAGAAAUAGAAAAUCCAAGAGUGGGGUUGGUGAUUGCAUAAACAACUCCACAGGCCAAAGGAAAGGCUAUGGGCUGACUCUACCUGGACAUCCAUGUGAUCCCCGGACUGUUGAUCAACUAGCCUACUUGUCUCCAGAUUUGAGUUUGUCUGAAUUCAUCGGUCACUGUCUCACAGUAAAAAUGGCUAACCUGGAACAGUGGGUGAGCGACCGGCUUCACGACAUCCUGGGACUGAGUGACCGCUACGUGGCCCAGUUCAUGAUCGGGCUGGUCCGCAAGUCCUCCAGUUUGCCAGACUUCAUUGGACGCCUCAAGCAGACGGGGACGAUUGAUGUUGAUAACAAAGUUGAGAUGUUUGCACAAGAACUAUUCAAUAAGGUGCCACAGAAACAGGUGGUGGAGAAACCGGCCCGGGUUCUUGAACGGCAGACGCAAGAAAUGGAGCGAAAGAACCGCACCUACACCCUCCUGGAAGACAGUGACGAUGACAGAGAAGAAGUCCACGACCGGGGAAAAGAGAAAAAAGACAAGGAGAAAAUGAAGGGAAAGAAGAGAAAACACUUGAGACAGAAACAAGAGGAGAGCAGUUCAUCCAGUGAAGACGAAAAGAAAAGUGACAAGAUGACCAAAAGCCAAACGAAAGAGCGAAUGGAAGAGCAAGAGGAGGAGUGGGAAAGGGAGGAGAGAGAGCGCCAAGAGGACCUGAAGGAGAGAGAUGCUUUUGCUGAACGCGUAAAGGCGAAAGACAAACAGAACACGCGCACCAUUAUGGAGAGGACCGACAAAAAGGCUUACGAGGAGGCUCAGAAGAGGUUAAAGAUGGCGGACGAUGACCAGAAGAAAAUGCUCCCCGAGUUGAGAAAGCAGUCUCGCUUUGAGUACCUAAAGAAACGCGAAGCAGAGAAGUUAGAAGACCUGGAGGCCGAAAUAGCUGAUGAGGAAUACCUGUUCUCCUCUGACAACCUCACGGAGAGGGAGAGGAAGGAGCUGGAGUACAAGCGCACGGUUCGAGACUUGGCAAAGGACUACAAGAAGGCCGGAGCCAAGGAGAAGGAGGAGAGGAAGAACCGCUACUACAUGCCCGAGGAGACAAGGAUGAAGAACCCCCCGGAACGUGACCUGGAGCUGGACGUGGAGGAAGGCGGGGGUCCUCACGAGGCAGGCGGCGGAGAGCAGCGACGCUGGGAGGAGGCGCGCGUGGAAACGGCCACCAUGCACUUUGGCGCCAAGGAGGAGCGGGAGCGGCGCCUGCGGGAGGAGCAGGAGAAGUACCAGCUGGUUCUGGAGGAGGAGGAGAUGAUCAACUUCGUCAGCACCGCCAUCACUAUGAAGGGAACCCGCUCGGCCAAGGAGGACAUUGAGCCAGAGCUCUCUCAGGCGGAGAAGCAGAAGCAGUCUAUUCAGGAGGUGAGGCGGAGCCUGCCUGUCUUCCCCUACAGAGAGGACCUGCUCUCUGCUAUCGAACAACACCAGGUGCUCAUCAUCGAGGGGGAGACCGGAUCGGGCAAGACAACACAAAUCCCGCAGUAUCUCAUGGAAGAGGGGUACACGUCGGGUGGGCUGAAGAUUGGUUGCACGCAGCCUCGUCGAGUGGCAGCCAUGUCCGUGGCAUCACGAGUGGCACAAGAAGUCGGAGUAAAGCUCGGGAAUGAGGUUGGUUACAGCAUUCGGUUUGAGGACUGCACAUCAGAGCGAACGAAACUGAAGUACAUGACGGAUGGGAUGCUUUUGAGAGAGUUUCUCACUGAGCCAGAUCUGGCCAGUUAUAGUGUCAUCAUAAUUGAUGAAGCCCAUGAACGCACGCUCCACACAGACAUCCUGUUUGGGCUCAUCAAGGAUAUCGCCCGUUUCCGCGAGGACCUGAAAGUGCUGGUGGCCAGCGCUACUUUGGACACCGAGCGUUUCUCCUGCUUCUUUGACGACGCACCCGUGUUUCGGAUACCCGGCAGGAGAUUCCCUGUAGACAUCUUCUAUACCAAGGCUCCAGAGGCGGACUAUCUUGACGCGUGUGUCGUGUCUGUUCUGCAGAUCCAUGUAACACAGCCCGCUGGAGACGUGCUAGUGUUUCUCACGGGGCAGGAGGAGAUUGAGGCGUGCUGUGAACUCCUGCAAGAUCGCUGUCGACGUCUGGGCUCCAAGAUCUCGGAGCUCAUGGUGCUGCCCAUCUACGCCAACCUGCCCUCAGACAUGCAGGCCAAGAUCUUCAACCCCACUCCGCCUGGAGCUCGCAAGGUUGUGGUGGCCACCAAUAUUGCAGAGACGUCCCUCACGAUUGAUGGCAUCAUCUAUGUGAUUGACCCCGGCUUUUGUAAGCAGAAGAGCUACAACGCUCGCACAGGAAUGGAGUCCCUCAUCGUCACACCGUGUUCACGGGCCUCAGCCAAUCAGCGAGCCGGAAGGGCAGGCAGGGUGGCUGCUGGGAAGUGUUUCCGCCUCUACACGGCCUGGGCCUUCAAACAUGAGAUGGAGGAGACCACCGUCCCUGAGAUCCAGAGGACCAACCUUGGAAAUGUGGUGCUGCUGCUGAAGAGCUUGGGAAUAAACGACCUUAUCCACUUCGACUUCAUGGAUCCUCCGCCCCACGAGACACUUGUUCUGGCUCUGGAGCAGCUCUAUGCACUGGGUGCCCUCAACCACCUCGGAGAACUCACCAAGCUCGGCAGAAGGAUGGCGGAACUCCCCGUGGACCCCAUGCUGAGCAAAAUGAUCCUGGCCUCAGAACAGUACAAGUGUUCCGAAGAGGCGCUGACCAUUGCCGCUAUGCUCUCUGUGAAUAACUCCAUCUUCUACCGCCCCAAAGACAAAGUGGUCCAUGCUGAUAACGCGCGCCAGAACUUUGUCGUUCCAGGAGGAGACCAUCUGGUGCUGCUCAAUGUCUACACCCAGUGGGUGGAGAGUGGCUACUCUACACAGUGGUGUUACGAGAACUUCAUCCAGUACCGCUCCAUGAAGCGGGCAAGGGACGUCCGCGAGCAGCUGGAAGGGCUGAUGGACCGUAUCGAGGUGGAGCUCUGCAGCGCGCAAGGAGACACCGUACCUCUCCGCAAGGCUGUGACAGCGGGCUACUUCUACCACACCGCGCGACUCAGUAAAGGAGGCUACAAAACGGUGAAGCAUCAGCAGACCGUAUACGUGCACCCCAACAGCUCCCUGUUUGAGGAACAGCCACGCUGGCUCAUCUACCACGAACUCGUCUUCACUACUAAAGAGUUCAUGAGACAGGUGAUUGAGAUUGACAGCGGAUGGCUGCUGGAGGUGGCGCCUCACUACUACAAGAACAAAGAGCUGGAGGACAGCAGUAGCAAAAAGAUGCCACGCAAGCAAGGGAAGACACGUGACGAGCUGGGCUGACCAGGAUGAUGGGUAUUUCAAGGAGUGGACAUUCAGUGUAAAGAAGAACUGCAAAUCGAUGGGCUCCCUUUUUACUCCAUUUAUACUGUAUUUCCAUGAUGUCUCGUAGUCUGAAGAAGGGCUGUGGUGGCUCAAACCAGCUCAGAAAUAAAUUAAAAAAUUGAUUAAAACGGGAGCUCAUCGGUGUGUGGUUCCUCCUUACCCUACAAGAACUUUAUGCCUUGACCCUGCAUCCGGCCAAAAGAAUUUGGAUGUGCAAUCUGACUGGGAAGAAAUUUACAUAAAAAAAUAGAAGGCAAAAACAGCAGAGACUGACCUUUGGUUGUUUCAUUCAGAUGCUUGUUGAAUUAUUUUGAUGACUUUCUAAUGAAUAAGGUGUUUUCAGUCUAUGGAUUAUUUUUGUAUGUACCUUGAGUUUGCCGUUUUAUACAAAAGCAGGGGUGCAGUGGGGCUUGCCAGACCCCGGAAACAACCUGCUUUCUUAAGAAUACACAAAUAAAUAACUCAAAUAUUUGAAAACA